Cryptotermes secundus is the source of this 11063-nucleotide messenger RNA. It is a transcript of the gene brp, whose product is annotated as trichohyalin. NCBI's taxonomy places the organism in Eukaryota, Metazoa, Arthropoda, Insecta, Blattodea, Kalotermitidae. The record is from RefSeq and is a predicted model, not a curated record. Gene Ontology annotation, molecular function: structural constituent of presynaptic active zone. Gene Ontology annotation, cellular component: cytoskeleton of presynaptic active zone. Gene Ontology annotation, biological process: neuromuscular synaptic transmission; maintenance of presynaptic active zone structure; regulation of synaptic plasticity. The coding region runs from base 680 to 7678 and encodes 2332 amino acids. The transcript has 20 exons.
UAUGACCAAUUUAUGACUUAAGAUCUAGUUGAAUGAAUCAAUUGUAGCAAACCAAAGACACACUGUUAUGAAUCGAACUUUAUUGUACUUGUUUCGAUAAAAUUGUUAUAAUUUCGAUCUGUAGUGAACAUACAAGAAAUUGUGUAGAAAUACAUGGUGCAUAGUUUAACGAAGAGGCGGAAAUUUAUUUUUCACUGAGUAAUGUAAAUAAAUUUGUGAAAGUAUGAAUUAUGAAAUAUGUGAACCUGGUAUAUAGAUGAAUAUUUACAGAUACACAUUUCAAUACGAUAGUUACAGCAGUACCGUAAAACGUGCCAGUAUAUGACAGCCUGACCACGAGCAGCGCCGUAUUUUCUCGUAAGCAUGUGCUCAGUGCCCGAAAUUACGUGAUGUCGUGAAUUUGGAGCCGACUAGCGCGUAGUGUGCCUGUACGGUCGAAUGUUAAUGACAAUUUCGAACUAGUGCGUCGACGCCAAAAUAAAGAGCUGCUAAAAGUGUGUGUGCCAUGUUGGAGUACGAGGGGCCUUCAUUGAUCAGCAAGCAGCUGGGGCUGGCUGGCAGGAAGCGAGUGUCUGCCGGGGUGCAGUGAGUGCUCAGCUUGCGUCCAGUGAUGUGGUAUACUCCGUGACGAGGCGACAGUAUAACAGUGUAUAAUGGUGGCGAGUGGGAAGGCAGGAAGAUGUCCCGGGAUCAGUACGGGGCCUCCACACUGAGUAGUGCGGGCGGGAACCGGUCGCCUCGAAGUGUCAGACGAGUCGGGGAGUUGCCGACCGUGGACCGAUCCCCGUCACGCAGUUACCCCAGUCCGUUAGGCCGUAAGAGCGGCAGAACCAAUCGUUCGGGCAACACCUCCCCGGACCAGCAUGUGGGGUAUUCUUCAUAUGCUAUGGGGUCCCCUUACUACGUGCGCGAGGACGAUCUAGGGAGCCCGGUCAUGAUGGACGAACGAGGGCGUUCCGCAGGGACGGGUGGCGGGCACCACCGGUCGCGAAGUGCGAGCAGGCCUCCUAUGAGCACCACCAACCCCAUGCCGACGCGCUACCAAUCUUUGGAUCGAGCCUCGGGCAUGAUAGGGGAAGGGCAUGAACGCGAGUUCGUCCCCAUCAGAGAGCCAAGGGAACGAUCCCUGGACCGUAGUGCGGUGCGUGACAGGUACCUGGAGGACGAGUUAUACGGCUCCAGGUCGGCGAGACAGUCUCCAAACCCUCACUUGAUGACUUCGGGCGUGAGGGACACCAGCGGCAUGUAUAUCGAUGAGUUACAGUCGACGAACAACGACUUGCAGCGCGAACUGGCCAAGUUCAAGAAGGAGCUCGAACUCACGAACCAGAAGCUGGGUUCCAGCAUGCACAGCAUCAAGACCUUCUGGAGCCCGGAGCUCAAGAAGGAACGAGCCCUGCGCAAGGAGGAGUCCGCCAAGUACAGCCUCAUCAACGACCAGUUGAAGCUCCUCAAUUCGGAGAACCAGAAACAAGCGAUGCUGGUGCGACAACUGGAGGAAGAACUACGGAUGAGGAUGCGAAACCCGAGCGUGGAGUUGCAGCAGCAGAUGGAAAUGCUGUUUACAGAGAACGAGCAUCUGACGAGGGAGAUCGCCAUCUUGAGAGAAACUAUCAAGGAGCUCGAACUAAGGAUAGAGACUCAGAAGCAAACGCUGCAAGCCCGGGAUGAAAGCAUAAAGAAACUUCUGGAAAUGCUGCAGAACAAAGGCGUUGGUGGUAAAAUGCUAGAGGAAGAGAGAAUGCAGUUUGAGUUCAUGCAGGCCAGACUGAUAGAGAGUGAGAGUAGAACGCAUCACUAUGAAACGCUAGUGCGCAACCGAGACCAGGAGCUUACUAAGACUAAGAGAGAGUUAAAGGCCACCAAUGAGACCCUUAGAGCACUGCAGGUGCAGUUAGAAAAAGCAUACACUCAAAAUUCCAGUGGCCCCUCUAACAGUACUCUGAAGGCAAUUCUGGAAACAAAGGACGCUCGAAUUGCAACUCUGGAGAAGGAGGUGGCUCUCCUGGAGCAAGAGUUGGAUAGGAUCCGAGAGAGCGCGGGAACGGGAGGGACGGUCCGGGAAACCCUGAUGGGGGCCACUUCCCCCAUUCCCCUGAUGGACAUGAUGAUGGAUCAUUCUGCAGCUACUGCUACAUCUAGCUUGCCUAAACAUGAUUUUAGCUAUAAACGACAAUUAGAUGAGUUCCGAGCAGAAAUCCAGAGGAGAGACCAGGAGAUCUUAGCAAUGAGCGCCAAGAUGAAAACACUUGAGGAGCAGCAUCAAGACUACCAGCGACACAUAGCCGUGCUGAAGGAGUCUCUUUGUGCAAAGGAGGAGCACUAUAAUAUGCUGCAGGCAGAUGUUGAGGAGUUGAGGCAGAGGCUAGAGGAGAAGAACCGCCACAUCGAGAAGAAGACACUAACGGCGACCCAAGCCACUCAGGAGCGUAACCGACUCAACAAUGAGCUCAAUGAAUUGAGGGACCACAUGGAUAUCAAGGACAGGAAGAUCAAUGUUCUCCAGAGAAAGAUUGAGAAUCUGGAGGACCUUCUCAAGGAGAAGGACAACCAGGUUGACAUGGCCCGUGCGCGGCUCACUGCCAUGCAGGCGCACCACUGCUCUUCUGAGGGGGCGCUUUCCAGCCUCGAAGAGGCGAUAGGAGACAAGGAGAAGCAGAUGAACCAGCUGCGAGAGCAGCGGGACAGGGCAGAACAGGAGAAACAGGAAGAGAGGGAGCUGCAUGAGCGGGAGAUUGCUGAAUACAAGAUGAAGCUUCAUGCACUGGAAAGCGAGGUGGAAAAACUGGGGGCACGCCUUGAGAGGGCCCAGGUUGAGAAGGACCGCUUGGAGGCCAAGCUGGAGAGUUCACAGUCAGAGCUCGGCAAGUCGAAAGCUGAGCUGGACAAGGCGGCUAGUGAGGUCGGCCGGAGCGGUGCAGACUGGGAGGCUGCCAAGCAGCGGCUUGCACGCCUAGAGCUUGAGAAUGAACGCCUCCGGCAUGACCUUGAACGUUCCCAAACCACAUUCGGGCGGAGUACAUUGAGUACAUCUCAGGAACUGGAUCGUAUCCAGGAACGUGCUGAGAAGGCAUCAGCAGAGUUGCGGCGGGCCCAGGCAGAGCUGAGGGUUACACAGGCCGACAAUGAGCGGGCCCGUGCAGAGGCUGCAGCCUUGCAGGAAAAGGUGGAGAAAUCACAAGGUGAGGUGUAUCGUCUGAAGGCACGGCUUGAAAAUGCUCAGACGGAGCGCGAGAGCUUGCGAGAUGAGUAUGACAGGGCUCAAGCUGCAGUGACUCGCUUGCAUGCUGAACGUGACAAGAUUUCGGCGGAGCUCGACAAGGCGAGGGAGGAAUUGGAGAGGAGUCAGGCCACUUUGGGAAAGGCGCAGCUACAGCAGGACAAGCUCCAGAACUCACUGGAUAAGGCGCAGAGUGAAGUGGACAAGUUGCAGGAACGCUUCGACAAGUCCCAGGCAGAGGUCAGGAGGUUACAAAUGGAAAAAGAGAAGCAGAAUUAUGACUUUGAGAACAUUCAGUCACAACUAGACAAAGCUCUGGGCCAGGCUACACGCCUCCAAAAGGAACGGGAGACUAUUCAGCUGGAUGCUGACAGGAUGAGAGACAAAUAUGAGAAAGCACAGAUGAUGAUGGCCCGACUACAGAAGGAGAAAGAUGGUUUCCAGGAAGAAUGUGAGAAACUUCGAGAACGCUUAGAAGUGCAACAAAGCCAAGUAUCGAAGGCACAGAGAGAACGUGAGAAUAUGGAAACUGAAUAUGAUUUGAUAAAGGAGAGGUGGGACAAGGCACAACAAGUGCACCAAAAACUUCAGAUGGAGCGAGAUGAUGCCUUGACUGAAAUUGAAAUCUUGAAAGACAAGGUAGAUAAAGCUCAACUUACAACACAAAAAGCAAUAGAAGAUAAGGAUGCAGCAAAUAAGGAAUUUGAAAGAAUACUUGAAAAGCUUGACAGGUCUCAAGGAGAAAUCUACCGUUUGCAGAGCAAGCUGGAGGCUGCUGAGACUGAAAAAGACCAUCUGGAGAUGGAGGCAGAGAAGGCCCAGCUGCUGGCAACCAAGUCUCGAGAAGAACAACGCAAAUUGCAGGAUGACUUACAGCGUGUUCAGGAGGCAUAUGACCGCGCUGCACUUCAGCUGGGCCGCACCAAAGAGAACGAGGAGAAGUUUAAGGAGGAGAUGGAUCGCAUCACUGUUGACCUAGACAUGGUUCGUGAGCGCUAUGAAAAGUCACAGAUCGAAAUGCGCCGCCUUCAAAGCGAUCGCGAGAAGUUCCAGGCUGACAACGAGCGCCUCACUUUUGAGCUGGAGCGUGCACAUGCACAGUGUGGCAAGGUUCAGGCCAGCAAUGAAAAGAACCAAGAAGAGAUAGCACGUUUACAAGUGGAACUUGAGAAGAUGUAUGAUAAGCACGACAAGGUGCAGAUUGAGCUACGCAAGAACUUGGCUGAAGUAGACAGGUACCGCACAGAGGCAGAAGGUCACCGUGAAGAGGCAGAACGUUAUGCUGCCAGAAUGGGCAAGUAUCAAGACACACAAGAACGCACUAAAGAAGAACAGGACCGUCUUAAGGUAGAGUUGGAGCGCUUGAGGGAACGGCUUGAGAAAACCACAGCUGAGUUGGAGCGGGCACGCAAGGCAGAACAGGAGGCGGUGAGGCUGCGGAUGGAUCUGGAGAGGGCAGAGGGUGUGCGAGGUAAAUACCAGUUCGAACAGGAGAAAUGGACAGUAGAGGGUGCACGACUACAGGGAGAAUGUGAGAAACUGCGUGAGCGACUGGACACCAGCCAACUGGAGCUACAGCGUGCCCUGGUGGCCAAUGAGAAGCAGGAGGAACGCUUGCAUGAGUUACAACUAGAGCUCGAAUUGAGCCGUGCUGAGGUGGGCAAGCUGACUGGUGGCCAGGAAAAGCAGCAUGGUGAGCUAGAGCGCGUGCACAUUGAGUGUGAGAAGCUGCGUGAUCGUCAUGAAAAGCUUAUGGCACGCUCUGAGGGCCUGGAGAAGGAGAAUGAGCGCCUUAGGAUAGAACUGGCACAGGCAGACCGCCACGGUGAGAGGAAUCGCUCUGACCUGGAUAGGCUAGAGAAAGCCCAGCAGGCUAGAGACCUUGCUGAGAGUGAAGUGAGCAGACUAACACGUGAACUAGAGAAGUCACAACUUCAUCUUGGCAAGUACCAAGAGAACAACGAGGCAGCAAGGAUAGAAUUUGAGCGUAUGGCCACAGAACUGAGUAGGCUGCAUGAGAAGCUAGAGCGCGCUCAGGCUGACCUACGAAAAGCAACAGAGGAACGAGAUUUGCUCAGUGCAGACAGGGAGACCCUUAAGAUGGAAUUGCAACAGACGAAAAUUGCAAUUGAACAGCUCCAAAAUAAUCAGCAGCGUGUGCGACAGGACUUCGAUCACAAGGCACAAGAAGAUGUCACAAAACUUCAGCAGGAACUGGCUCAAGCCAACAGAGAUAGAGAUAAAAUGGCCUCCAUCCUUGAAAAGAGAGAUAAGCAGGCUGAGAAAGUUGAUAAACAGAUGAGCAAAUUGGAGGCAGAGAUGAAGCAGUUGACUCUGGAGAGGGAUCAAUUGGUGAUACAGCUGGAGAAAUCACAGGAUAUGCUGAUGAAUUUCCAGGAAGAGCUGCAUCAGUCAGAGUCAGAACUACAGCGAGAACGCGAGGAGGUGAGACGGAUGAAAGGUGAACAACGCCGCACGCCUCAGGAUGUGGACAGAGGCAACAAAGAGUUGAUAGAAAAUCAGGAUCGAGAGAUCGGACGAUUGCAACAGCAGGUGCAGGCCGUUCAGAAAGAGAGGGACAAAGAGAAGGACCGUUGUGAGAAACUGGAAAAGGUGCUUCAACAGAUUGGGGUCCAAGGAGACCUUGAGAUCGAACAAUGGCGUAAGGCUGUAGAGACUGAACGUGUCAGGGCAGACACAGCUGAAAAGACAGUGUCAGAAUUACAGAAAAAGGUGCAAGGCACAGAGAAACAGAUGCAAGCCUUGCAGCAGCAGAUGGCACAGUUACAGCAGCAAGCCAUGACUGCAACACCUGCUGCUAGCAACAAGGAAGAGGUCAUGAAAUUGCACAAAGAGCUGGAAAAGGCGCAAGAAGAUCUGAAGAAUGCAGCAGUUGAACGAGAAAGAUUCCAGGCACAACUGGAGAUGCUUGUGCAGGAGUUGGAGAAGAACCAGCUGGACCUGCACGAGGCGAACAAGAAAUUAGCAAAUGGCGCAGCGAGAGCUGGCGAAGAAACUACCGCUCUUAAGAUGCAGUUAGAUGAACAGAAAAAGCAGCUGGAGGACCAGAGGAGGAAGCUAGAGGAACAUAAAAAGGGAUUAGAUAGCAAAAGUAGACAGUUAGAAGAAAAAGAAAAAUCAAUAGCAGAUGUAGAUCAAAAAUUAAAGAAGAGAAAGGAGAAACUGGACCAGUUAGAAGCACAGAUACAGAAGCAGCAAUCAACAAUGGCAGCAGCUGGAGGAGGUGGCAGAGGAGAUCCAGAGCUCCAGAAACGACUCUCAGAAAUGCAGCAAGAGUUGGAGUCUAACCACACAGAACUAGAGAAAACUCGUGAAGAUGCACAGAGAUCCCAAGUAGAAAUGGAGCGGUUGUUACAGCUAGUGCAAAUGAGCCAAGAGGAGCAGAAUACAAAAGAAAAGAUGAUCCGUGACUUGCAAGAGGCCCUGAAGAAUGCCCAAGCCAAGUUGAGGAGUCAGCAGACGGCAAACGCACAGCUAGAGGAACAGCGCAGAAGGGAAGAGGUGGAAGUGCAGGAUAAAUCUGUGGAGGUGAACAUCAAAGAGGACAACGUCCAGAUGGUUUAUGACUUGAAAGAGGUCAAGAGAAAUGAACUUAGAAUCACAGAGCUGGAACAAGAUGUUUGCAGUCUCGAGGAAGCACUGACAGACCAACACAAAGGGGAAGAGCUCCAAGGACUGCAUGAGGAGUUAACAAAGAAAGAUGCCAAGAUCAUGGACAUGGAACAAGAGAUCUGUGCCCUGGAAGCAGCCCUGAGGGACCACAGUCACAUGGCAGAACUGGAGGAACUGGUGGGGGUAGUGCGCCAGAAGGAUGAACGUAUCGAGGAACUGGAGGAAGCCCUUAGAGAGAGUGUCCGUAUCACAGCCGAGAGGGAGAUGGUGUUGCAGGAGGAGGAGUCUUGCAGGAAGCAGAUCAUGGAGAAGGUUGGUAAACUGGAGCAAAGGCUGUUGUCCCUGCAGACGGCACACGCCCUGCGUUGCAGUACCUGCAGACCCUUGCUGAUGCGCUUGCAGGAGCUUGAGAGACGACUCACACAGCUGCUGGCGGAGAGGAGGGAACACCUUCAAGAUCUUGCUCAGAUGAAGCAGGAGGCUCUUGAAGCUGCUAUAAGUGAAAAGGAUGCUCACCUGGCGCUGUUGGAAGUGUCCGGGAUCAGAACUGCUCGGCAGGCAGAAGAGGCUGAUCAGCUGCAUGCUGAUCGACGACGUCUCAUGGAGAAACUGAAGGAAGAGAAUGAAUGGAGCGUUCGCCUGCUGCAGGAGUAUUCAGAACCUGACCAUAUGUCUCUGGGUCCUUCUUUGUUGGAUCUGGAUAUGGGGGAAGACCAAAACUGUACACACAGUGGCAACCACAAUGGCCAAAUUCAUCAGCAGAAUGAGGUUGACCAAGACAGUUUGGAAGCAGUGAGCCCAAACAUAACACCACCGCCAACUUGAAGACAUCUCACCAGUCCUGCCAACCUAGUCAAUAUUUUUGUUCCACAAGCUUCAUCCUGUAGACUGAGAUAUUUCACCCCUAUUUCUGUCUCACAUAAAAUAAUUUCUAAAUAGUGAGUUACACGGUCAGGAGUGCUGCACUUUGAUCGCGUGAUAUAAGUUCCUUCCAGUUUGAAAAUGCACUGCCGUAAGGAAAGGACCAUUGACUCUGGAUGCCUGGACUGCUGGUUAGGUAUCUGUGCAGUGUUGGGAGAUAUUGACAGUCAGACACAGAUGACAGCAACUGAAAACUUGAACACAGUAUCACAUCUGUGAACUGCAUGUACAAGACUUUCACAGCAAUAACACUUCUAUAGGAAAGACAUAACCAAUUAUUGGUAUGAAAUGCAAAGAACUCACUCUCAUGAAUUUGGAACUAUACUCUAUGCAUGGAUUAAAGAAGGUACAGUAAUGACAAUAAAAAAUGAAACUCAAUGAAACACGUCUUCCUGUGGUGGAAGUGUGCUCUAAAAUAAAAGCACAAUAAACUUGUAAGUUAUAUGAAGAGAAGUCAUGUUGCAUAGAUAUCUCCUGCAGUAAUUAUCAGAAGUAGAACAAAGUCUUUACUUUCAUAUUUUGUUUACUUCACUUCAGAGUGGAAACAUCUUGUGUCCAUGUAAUCUGAAACUUGUUUCAAACAAAUACGACCAUUUGCCCAUUUGGAUUUUUUUUUUUUUUGCCUGGAACACAAAACUGGUCUUUGAUUAUAUUACAUAGGUGUCCUAAACUAAGCCAUAAACCUCCUAUCCAUCUAUCCAUGCACAAGAUUAGCUUGUUCCCCCAUACGAGUUAACUUUUGAGGCAAAUUUGUAGAAUUCUUUGUUGUCUCUCUCAGCUGGCAAGGUACAUGUUGUCAGGCACAAUCCCAUUCUACCAGCUUGUCCAUUGUGAAGGCUGUUCAACAUCUUAUUGUAACAUAUUACUAUGAAAAGAGUGUGUUUUGCACAUCUUGUGUUCUUGGGAGCAGAUCUUCUGACUUCGACAGUCCAGUGUGUAUAAAAUGUGUAUCAAUGUCAUAUUCUUGUGAAAAUGUGUCACCAAUAAUCAUGAUGUCCCUCAAAAUAUAUCAUACAGUUUAUGUGACUAUCCCAGACCUUGUUUGUUGCAAGGAUCCUUCAGAGGGGAACUUUUUUCUGCAUGGUUGGUGACCCCAGUGUACAUUAAAACUGUGUAUAUGAGGCCAGUGUUAUGAUAAACAGUAUCAUAUGUCAUGGAAUUAAUAUUGUAUAUAAUAACUGUAUAAUGUUGAUAUGACUGAAUUUAACUGUUGUGACGUUUUGAGUUCAUAUCAGACUGUGUGGUGGGUGUGACAGCUGGCACAUAGUGACAAUUACAGUAUGUGUUUUCUGGAACUGAGUGAGGGAUAACUCAAACAGUAUACAGCACAUAGCUAUAGUUGCAUUCCACCUAUCAACAUUUGCUGAGCUUUAAAAAGUGGUUUUGCAGCACUAAUAUGUACAUAAGAAAACUGGUGGCAUUGCAAGAGAACAUAUAUUCUAUUGAUAGAUGAUGAACUGUUGCGGGUGAUUUAGAUUAGCCAGUUCUAGUGAGGUCAUCCAGACAAUGUGUGUUUAUCCAUAGACCAGAAUCAUGGUUAUAACAGCUAUAGGAGGACUGUUUGUUAAUCUUCAUGUCUCAAAUAAUCUGGAAUACAGAUUCCUUGUACAGAAAUACUUUUUAAAAUGAAAUGAAGCAAACCAAAUAAAUAGAAAAGGGAUUGUAGAGAAAAUAUGCUAGGGAUGGGCAUUUUUUAAAAUUAAUGUACUUGGCAAGAUUUUAUGUCUUCCCAAAGACUUAACCUGAAUUAUUAUUUCUUUGGUAGCUGAAGUUCCUUUCAAGAAUAUGGAAGAUGCUAAGAUACAUAAACUGUUUUUUAAAUUUCAUACAGUCAGUGCAACAACAUAUUUAAUGUAAAUGUUAGUGUAAACACCUCUAAUUUAAUUAUCAAAAUCAGAAUUCUAGAAUGUUUUGACAUUUGCAACUACCCUGUGUGUCGUGCCCAUCCCUCCUCUCAGCAACACUAAUUGUGCACGUGCAAGGACAAAGUGCUGUCACUGCGGAGUGAGGUUAUUGAGUGUCACAGCUAUACUGCCAUUAUCUGUGCCAUUACUUAAUACAUGUACUAUGUUACAUUGUUUCCUACCAGUGUCGAGGUUGUGUAACCUUAAUGAGAAAUAUGCAUUUUUAAAGUGUCCAUAAAUUGCUUUGCCUCUGGUGGCAUAUCUCAUAAAUCAAUUGCUGAAUUCUCUAAAGUAUUAGAUCAGUUAUUUAUAUAAAGUGACCCUGAAUAUACAUUUAUCAUAGUAAUAAUCAUUAUCCUGUAUCUAUGUAAAUAUGGAAAUUUUGGGGCUUGGAGGAGGCCACAAGAGAAUUGAAGAAACUUUCAGACAUUUUCCAAAGUCUUUGCAAAUUACAAUGGUAACUUGCUUCAGAAAAAAAAUUUGUUUAACAGAUUUGUAGCUGCUUGCAUGAUACGGCAUUGCACUGCCAAGUAAUGAAGUAUUACUUCUGGUAUUAUUGAGUUUCAUGACUGUGUUUAUCAUCUUGUAUUCUGAAGGAGCACAAUGUUUUGGAAACUGGGUGGACAAAGUCCAGAAACUCAGCAAUUCUGAGAGUAAUAUACCACUGUCAGGACCCUUUGGAACUUUUUUUAAUAUACCAUUUACUUUCUGCUUGUAAAAAAUGAUGCUGACAUGUAACAAGUGAAAUCCAAAAUUAAUUACAUAAAUGAAGUGGUGUUCCAUUAGAGGGAUGGAAUAAGUCCAGAAGUCACUAAUAAUUUUGUGCUGAUGGAUAAAAUAUCCUCUAUAUAAGAUUAAUUUGUCAAAAGCAACAACAGUUGAGGUGUUGAUAUUUGAAUGAGUACCAGCUAUGAUGUAUUUUAAUUUGGGUUGUUGCCUUUUGCAGUGUGGUACAAUUUUGUCUCACAGGUGGUUACUAAUAUUUUGGAAAAACCUAUUGCCUCCAGUUUUAGGGGUAGCAGGGUCCAUCAAAACCAUGAUAACCACUUAUGAAAUUACAUGGUGUCAUACUGUAGAAGACCACAAUCCAAAUUUUUCCCAUUAUGCAUGCUAUCACGGUGUAUCAUUCAUUCUACCCACAACUUCACUGGAUGCAGGGUAAGACAGAUUUGUUUUCAUAUAAUAUUUGCUCAAAUUACUUAAAAUUACCCGCGAACAGCAAAGUCAUACCUGUCUAUUUUGUAUGUUUAGCCCGAAAAACUGUUUACAGAUUUCACUGAAAUUUUGUAUCUUUUUUCCUUCUAAAAGUGUCUCAGCAUGCAAAUAUUAGAACAUAACUUAUUAUAAAAUAUAAAUCUCAGUAGAUCUAUAGCUUUCAUUUGAAA